Molecule: messenger RNA, 4785 nt
Organism: Oreochromis aureus
Lineage: Eukaryota; Metazoa; Chordata; Actinopteri; Cichliformes; Cichlidae
Gene: fbxl17
Product: F-box and leucine-rich repeat protein 17
Exons: 11
Coding region: 228-2174 (648 amino acids)
Biological process (GO): SCF-dependent proteasomal ubiquitin-dependent protein catabolic process
Cellular component (GO): SCF ubiquitin ligase complex
Molecular function (GO): protein binding
Source: RefSeq, a predicted model, not a curated record
GGAAGUGCUGUCCUCAAGAGCAACAGCAGCAGCAGCAGAGGUACAACCAGAGCUGCUACUGUUUUGGAAGAGCAGAACGGCGAUUUAGUGGCCGGUUUUCCUGCGCCCGCGUCUCUCCUGUCGGGGCUCGUCACCGUUCAUCUUGACCGUGGAGCUUAGCAGUAUUAUGCGAGCGCAGUGCGGAGUGUGGGAGCACCGUGUGAAGUGAGUUUCCUUGAAUCAUCUAUAUGGGCCAUCUUUUUUCGAAAAAUGGUUAUCGCCUGAAGAAGAGGACACGCAAGUUGCAUCACAGGAAGAAGAAGAAGAGGAACUGUUUUCUGCACGGGCCCUGCAUGCUCUGCUUUAUCGUCCACGGCAACAGCGGCGGUUUCGACGACGAGAGCGACCACUUCGAAGCCAACGGGUGUCGACACAACAGCAUCACGGGAAUCAGCGUCCCAGGUGUUGGCGGAGUCGGCAUCGGAGCGGCAGCUGCCACGAAGCUUGCGGAGCGAUACGCAACUCUCGCAUCUCCGGAGGAUUGCUCCAAGUUCUUGUUGUCACCGAGGGAACUUGCUAUCUGGGAGGGCCAGGGGAGGAGCCUUUUGUCAGCUGUUCCUGCUAAACUAAUUCCACCACCGGCCCUCUUCCGUACCGCUGGUGUGUCUGUGACAGUGCCCAUACCUGUGCCUGUGCCUGGCUGCACCAGCGAUUACACAGAGAUGGUGUGUAAGAGGAAGUGCUCAGAGGUGCAAAGGUGCACCCCUUGUAAGCAGCCGCGCUGUGCCUUCGCUGCUCCUGAUGGAGGGCUGGAGAAUGGAGGUGGGGGGGAGGCGGCCUCGAACUCUGAAACGGGCCACUGCCACCUUCCCCUUUGCCCGCUUCCCUCCUCCUCUUCCUCAUCUGCUUCCUCUUCUUCCUCACCUGCUGAUGGCUGCUGUGGGUUGGGUCUUCACGCCGAUUUGUCCAACAGUUCUGACUCGUCCCCGCCUUGUGCACAUAACUAUGACGACUGCCAGGCAAGAAGUUCUGAAGCUGCUGAUAACUUGAGUAUCAACCAUCUGCCUUCCUCCAUCCUUCUUAAGGUGCUGUCUCACCUGACAGUAAAGGAGCGCUGUCUUUGUGCCUCUCUGGUUUGUAAGUACUGGAGGGACCUCUGCUUGGACUUCCAGUUCUGGAAGCAAAUUGACCUCAGUGGCCUACAACAAGUAAAUGACGAUCUUCUGGUGAAAAUAGCUUCUCGUAGGCAGAAUGUGACAGAGAUUAACAUCUCGGAUUGCAGGGCGGUUCAUGACCACGGCGUGUCCUCCCUGGCUUCACAGUGUCCUGGCUUGCAGAAAUAUACCGCCUACCGCUGCAAGCAGCUGGGUGACAUUUCUUUGUGCGCUUUGGCUACACACUGCCCUCUUCUGGUGAAGGUGCAUGUGGGCAACCAGGACAAACUGACAGAUGCAGCAUUGAAAAAGCUGGGGGAGCACUGCGGUGAGCUGAAAGACAUCCACUUGGGUCAGUGCUACGGUAUCUCAGAUGACGGCAUCAUGGCCUUGGCGAGAGGAUGCCCUAAACUGCAGAGACUCUACUUGCAAGAGAACAAAAUGGUCACUGAUCAGUCUGUGCGGGCAGUAGCAGAGCAUUGUCCCGAGCUGCAGUUUGUUGGCUUCAUGGGAUGCCCCGUGACCUCUCAGGGAGUCAUCCAUCUGACUGCGCUGCGUAACUUGAGCGUCCUGGAUCUGCGACACAUCUCGGAGCUCAACAACGAGACGGUGAUGGAAGUGGUGAGGAAAUGUCGCAACCUCAGCUCUCUCAACCUUUGCCUGAACUGGAGCAUCAACGACAGGUGUGUGGAAAUCAUUGCCAAGGAGGGGAGAAGUUUGAAGGAGCUGUAUCUCGUGUCUUGUAAAAUUACAGACCACGCUCUGAUAGCUAUAGGGCAGUACAGCAGCACCAUUGAGACUGUUGAUGCCGGCUGGUGUAAAGACAUCACGGACCAGGGUGCCACACAGAUUGCUCAGAGCAGCAAGUCCCUUCGCUACUUGGGCCUCAUGAGAUGCGAUAAGGUCAACGAGGAGACAGUGGAGAGGCUGGUGGUCCAGUACCCUCACAUUGUGUUCAGCACAGUGAUGCAGGACUGCAAGAGAACCCUGGAGAGAGCUUAUCAAAUGGGCUGGAGUCCCAACACAUCGAACACUUCGUAGCUACUGCUGGAUCACACAGACACGCUCAACAAACACACGCACACAUAAGCACAUAAAACACAUUUGCUAUACAAAGGCCCUUUUUUGUAUACACACACAAAAUGCGAAGCUCAGUCAUGUUUGCUUCUCAUUGACUGUUCAAACAUGCAUGUGAACAUGUAGCUACACACUCACAGACACAAAGUCUGACUCCAUCAGUUUUAUUUGAAGUAAAUCUCUUUAGAUUCAGUCAGGCGAUGUAGUGAUAUCUGCUCUAGGUAAAGGUAAGGAGUAUCACUCCUCAUACCGUUUCACUUCUCUGUAUUGUGUUGGGGUGAUUAGAGGUAAAGUUGCAAGGCUAAAGGUUUGGUCUUGAAUGAAAAGAUUCAAACAAUAAACAUUCAGAAACCAUUGGACCAGAAUUAUUUUAGCGAAAUAACUUCAAAACAGAAAAAUGAAUUCACCAACCAAAACUGGUGAGCUACAGCAGUGCACCUCUGUCGCCCCAGGAGACAUCAUCUUACUGCCUCAGAGCAGACAACAACUGAACGGCCAGGGCCUCAGACCUCACUUAAAGUUAUUUGAAAAUAGUUACAUUUAUUUUGUCCACUUGAAACUUUUUUUUUCGUUCUUGGAUGUUCAGUACAGUAUUAAAAGCGCCUGCAGACUUGUACAAGUACACGUGGUGAGAUUUUUGGCAAGGACAGAGCUCUUUGCAGUGAUUCAGUAUGCACAUUGUUAUCAUACAAAAGGAACAUUCAGUCCAGAAGAAGUCAGAACUGUGGAAAAUUUAUGGCAAGAAGAAAGCAUUGAAAUGUGCAUGUUUGCAGUGAGAUCGUGACCUUACUGUCUCAGCAGGAUAUGGAGCAUUUUGAAAUGUGAAGAUGAAAUUGGCAUCCAUUUUACCUGGAAUCACGUCUGCUUUUUUUCCAUGCACGGAUUUAUCAUUGACUGAGCAUUAUGUUGAGAAAUUUAACAGUGCUUGAAAUAGCAGUUGCCUUUACCCAAAAAUGAUGGGUCAUAUUAUAAGAAUAUUAACCACGGUCACCAUGAUAAUUAAGAGAAAGUGUUAAGCCUUAAGUGGUUAGCAAAUGCCAUCCAAUUAGAGAAAUUAUAUUAGAUUGUAUUGAAAAAAAAAAAAACAAGUCAACACAUUAAAUGUUGUAACUGAGAAAUGCUCAUUUUGAAUUAGAUAUCAGUAGGGGGAGGAAAAAAGUUGAGAUUUGGGAAACAGAAUGUAGCACACAUUUUUGGCUCAUUAGUGCAUAGUUUAAUAGCCAAAAUCCUCCGAUUAUAUAAGGAUGCAUUAGUGCACAUGGUAUGGUGCUUCCACCCCUCUGAAGUCACUUUAAAUGCUGAAUAUAUGCACGUUUUUCCAGCAACAUGUGCCAUCCAAACAAGGACUUUUCAGUGAAUGCCUUGCUUAUUUCAGCAAGACAAUGCCAAACCAUUAUCUGCAUAUAUUGCAACAGCAUGGCUUCGUAGUCAGAGUGUGUCUGCUGACUGAUCUGUCUGCAAGCCAGGUCUGCCAAUUUGGCAUGAAAUUCAAAGUCGUAAUAUAUUUUUCAAUAUACAGCAUAAUUUCUCAAUUUCAACAUUUGAUACAAUGUCUUAGUUCUAUUUUAAAUGUUUCACUUAGCAUCUCAACUUUUUUGGAAGUGUAUUUGAUUUCAUAUAUACAUAUAUAUAUAUCUAUAUAUAUAUAAAUAUAAAUAAAUACUGUGUGGGGUUUACUUAGCAGAAUAUUGGUUUUGAGCAUAUACUUGUAACAUUUGCUAUGUAGCAACGAGCAGUUUAUCUUUCUUAGUUGUGUAGGAUGCAAAGAAAAGAAAAAACUGGCUUGGGCCUGACACCAGAGUGAGUAGAAGUUGCAAGGUGAGAAUCAUCAUUUUCAUCCGUUCUUUAGAAAUUCAGCAAUGUACAUUUAAAAAUGCAAAUAUUUUUCUAUGGUGUGAAGCAGCUCGGAGCUCAACCUCCACGUCACUCUGAUAUGAACAAUAGCUUACUGAGGUUAGAAUUUAGAGUAUUACUGUAAACUUUCAACAGCACAUAGAGAAUUCAGACAAUUAAAAACACAUUCAUUUUAUCCGUGUCAGGAUUUGUAGACUUUAACUAACGGAGGGUUUCUCCCUCGAUCUGCUUUUGUUCUAUUUCUGUUCUUUUGUAAUCCCCAUAUGCACUUCCUUCUCUGCUAGAUGUUGACACACUUGAUUCCUGAUUUGUUAAGGCAACCGUAAAUGACUGGAUUUACAUAAAGAUGAAUAAAACACUACUACUUCAAGCUUUUUUUCCCCCCUCAUUUCUUUCUGUAUCUCUGGAAUUGAGUCAGGAGAGGAAUAUUCAGAACGCCAGUGGAACACUUUUCCGCUCAUUUUACAACAUCUGUUGAGCACUUAAACAUUUUUUUCCAUCGAGAUUUCCAGACCUUUUAUUAUAUGAGUUGCAUAUCAACAAAGAGGGCAUACUAUUUAUAAUGCUAGAAUGGUGAAAUUUAACACAGACUGCAUUCUGAGGUAAAAUGCAAAUAGGGAUACCAGCAUGUUUUUCUUUGGAACCUAAGGCCUUGGAAUGUAUGAGUAUGACAUACCAAAGCCUCUGUAUUUUUAGAAAUAAAGACGUUUUCAACCCUAAA